Messenger RNA from Adineta steineri, 486 nucleotides. NCBI's taxonomy places the organism in Eukaryota, Metazoa, Rotifera, Eurotatoria, Adinetida, Adinetidae. The record is from the annotation of a GenBank genome assembly.
AUGGCUAAAAGCAAAAAUCAUACCAAUCAUAACCAAAACAAAAAGGAUCAUCGUAAUGGAAUCAAACGACCACAAUCGCAACGAUUUCCAUCUUUAACUGGUGUUGAUCCAAAAUAUGUUCGUAAUUUAAAAUUUACCAAACAUCAUAACCGUGUUGCUCGUAAAAACUUACUUAAAGCCCGAAAGGCUAAAAUUGCCGGUGGCCAAAGUACAGCAGGUAAAGUCGUUAAACGAGUUGCUCGUGUAGUUGAACCAAAAAAAUCUUCAUGGUCACUUUCAUCAUUAUUAAACAAUGUUACUGCUUAUUUUACUGGCGAAACAACAAAAACUGAAGUUAAAAAACGUCAAAAACGUACACAUACAUCAAAGAAAUCAGCCAAAUUACAUGCAGCAGCAGCCGCAGCAGCAACAUCAACAACAGCCAAACCAGCAGCAGCCAAACCAGCACCAGCAAAACCAACAACAACAACCGCUGCUAAAAAAUAA